Bombyx mori (domestic silkworm) is the source of this 2696-nucleotide messenger RNA. Its product is annotated as bile salt-activated lipase. The transcript is spliced from 3 exons. Bases 128 to 1765 code for a protein of 545 amino acids. Gene Ontology annotation, molecular function: serine hydrolase activity. NCBI's taxonomy places the organism in Eukaryota, Metazoa, Arthropoda, Insecta, Lepidoptera, Bombycidae. The record is from RefSeq and is a predicted model, not a curated record.
GUGGAUAAAGCAGAUUAGAUAGGAUAUGUAAGAGCAAAGUAAAACAUCAUGAACACGAUCAUAUUUUGAAGCUGUAAAACUUCGAUACUUUCCUACCGGCCAGUUUUUACUUUAUCUCUAAUCAAUAAUGAUUUCCGUUGUUGCAAUCGUUUUUCAUGCUCUAAUUCUAAAACAAUUUGCACAAGCAAUUACUAGGAUUGAUCCUUUAGUGGAUACUAAAGUUGGUUUAAUUAGAGGCUUAACUUCCGAGGAUGGAAGUUAUUCUAUGUUUAUGGGUAUACCAUAUGCGAACGUGGAUUAUAGCAAUCCAUUUGGUGAUGCUAUUCCACAUACGAAAUUUCAAGACACCUUCGAAGCCUACGACGAUGGAGCUAUAUGUCCUCAAUUAUACAUGUUCAAUGAAACUGUACUUGGAAAUCUGGACUGCCUGCAUCUCAACAUCUAUGUACCAUCAACAGCCACAUCAAAAAAGCCAUUACCUAUCAUGGUUUGGAUCCACGGGGGAUCUUUCAGAAGAGGAUUUGCUGGUAGAUACAUGUAUGAUCCGAAAUUCCUUGUGAAGCAUAACGUGAUUUCUGUAAACAUCAAUUACAGAUUGGGUCCUUAUGGAUUUAUGUGUCUGGAUCAUCCUAGUGUUCCCGGGAAUCAGGGUCUGAAAGAUCAAACGUUAGCUUUAAGAUGGAUAAAAGAUAAUAUUGAAGCUUUUGGUGGGGACCCCAAUGAAAUUACAGUAUUCGGUGAAAGUGCUGGAGGCCAUUCUGUAGAUUUUCAUUUGCUGUCCAACAAUGAAGUGUUAUUCCAUCGUGCUAUUAUACAAAGUGGUAGUGCUGAAGCUGGGACGGUACUAAUAGAACCUAAUAUAGAAGCUCCAAUUAAAUUAGCAGAUUACCUUGGUUAUCAAACAUCUGAAAUAGAAGAAGCUUUAAAUUUCCUCAUUACUGCUGAUACAGACUUAGUUAUUGGGGCUGCUUUAGACCUUAACAUUAUGUUCAAGCCAUGUACCGAAAAUGAAUUUGAUGGUGUUAAUGCCUUUAUUACAAAACAUUGGGUCAACACUGAAGUGCCUAAAGUAAGAAAAAUGCCAGUGCUAAUAGGUUUUAAUGAAAAUGAAUUAUUAAUUAAUCAUGUAAACAAAGGCAAUGAGCACUUCACAACAUUGGACAUUUUUAGGACUUACUUGGAACAAACAUUCACAUUUACGAACGAAGAACUAGAGGACAUGUCACAAUUAGUGCAAAACUUUUAUUUAGGAGACAAUCCUAUUAGUGAAGAUGAGAAAUGGAAUGUCAUAUAUUAUGACUCUGAUUUCACUUACAUACAUCCUAUACAGAGGACAAUUAACAAAUUCUUGAAAAAUGGAGUAGGUGAUAUUUUCUAUUACAUGUUUGCCUAUGACGGUGGAAGAAACGCUUUUAAAAUAGCUAAUGGCAUAAAUGCUACAGGUGUCUCACAUGCUGACGAACUGGGAUAUUUAUUUAAUAUGAACUAUGUUACAGGGGAAAUAACCCCUGAGGAUAAAACCAUGAUUGAUAGAAUGACUACAAUGUGGACUAAUUUCGCAAAAUAUGGCAACCCAACUCCAGAAACUUCAGAGCUGCUACCAAUAAAAUGGGAACCUGUUACAAAACAAAAAUUUAACUACCUAAAAAUAGACGCAGAGUUAAGUCUUGGGAACAGACCGCUGAAUCACAGAAUGGCGUUUUGGGAUAUGUUCUAUAAAAUGAAUGAGGAAAAGCAGGCCUAUUUAGAAAAUAGCUCGACGUGACCUUGGUAUCUAAGCGAUUGAUACUUUUUGACAAUAAAACCAUGUUAUAUGUAGGUCUUUUUAUUUGUCAGCUGACCAGUGACCUUGACUUUUUUUAGGCUUGUUCGUGGCUUCAGCUCGAUGCGAGAGUCUUAAAUCUGAAUACAAAAUUGCUUCGCGUCCGAAAUAGACGGGGUGUAAAAUAAUUAAUUUCGCAAUUAUUAUAAUAUAUUUUAUGGUUUUCAGGUUUGUUACACAGGUGAAUUAGAACACGUGUUAGGUGUGUAUUUCUUUAGAUUUUUUUGGAACGAAGUUCCUUAUCGCGCGUUGUGAAAGGGGGCUAGACGGAAAAAAUUCUUACGAAAAGUUGUCACGACACUUUUUAGAUCCGUCAUUCUGACCAAUCAACGUGUAGGCGCUUAUCGCGUGACAUUGCUCGUAUCCGAUUGGUCCGCGUAAUGAGUACAGUUUCUCGAGAUAGCGUUUCAACAAUAGUAAUUUAGUUCAUAGUAUUGUUUUCUUCUUCUUCAUAAUGCCGUAAUUUAUUAUUAUAACUUAAAAAAAAAAAUACAAUUCCUUCACUAAUUAAUCGAAAGGAACUUCGUUCCAUCCGGGUGUCCCUUGACACCUCUGAAGUUUUUUUUUAUCUCUUUGCAGAAUUUAAAUACUGGCAUAGCUGCAUUGCAACAAGCAUAUCUUUUUAAGCCAAGGCCAGUCUCGUUCAACGCCGAUCGCGUAUGCGUGUUUCUGGCAGAUAUAAAACAGAAGAAAACUCUAGAUUGGGGCCAUUGAAUAAUAUUCGUUUAACUUAUUUAUUAAUAACUGACAUCGCAAUAAUAUUCGCUUUUAAUUAAACUACACUAUUAAAUAAAACCGCCUAUUAUAUCUAAAUACAGUAUUUUUCGAUUCAAGGCAUACAAGGUUGCUCAAUCUGAAUAUAAAAUAUCCAAAA